AUGAACUUUUCAUUUACUGUUGAAAGUAGAGCCGAUGUGUCAUCAUUAACUGGAUCAUUGCGUGAUGAUAUUGUCGUUGGUAGUAGUGAUGCAGUGUUAUUAUCAUCCACACAACAACCAGCCAUUCGUCAAAAUGUCUCAGCACGUCGAGUUGUACGCCCUUCACGCGAAACACAAGCUGGAUCCAGUAUGACUGAAGAGUGUGUUAGCAGUACUGUUACAGAAAUUGGUGGAAAUGGUAGUAGCAGCAGUUUACGGCGACAGCAUCUUUUCAAUCGUUCGCAUCGUGCUUCACGUGAGCAAACCGUAGCUGUUCGCAACUUAAACUGUGCUUCCAGUUCUACAUCACACACUACAACUAUGGUAGUAGAAUUGAAUGGUUCUCACUCACGUACCCAGUCGAAUGCUAAUCCUGUGGGUUCUUGUUAUGAGGACAUGUUCCGUCCAAGUCGUUUUGACCAAAUCAUCAGUUCUUCGCCACCACCACUUGAAGUAAUGGAAGCAUAUGCAUGGAAUCCAGAUGAUCGCUCACUGAAUAUUUUUGUUAAGGAUGAUGAUCGAUUGACAUUCCACAGACAUCCCGUUGCUCAGUCCACCGAUUCCAUUCGUGCUAAGAUUGGUUUCUCGAAGGGUUUUCAUGUUUGGCAAAUUAAAUGGCCACAGAGACAGCGAGGAACUCAUGCUUCUGUCGGUGUAGCAACGAAGGCGGCAUCAUUGCAUGCUGUUGGUUAUACCUCACUUAUUGGUUCGAAUAGUGAAUCCUAUGGAUGGGAUUUGAUACGCAAUAAGUGUUAUCAUGAUUCAAAGAAUACAAGUGGUUGGACAUAUCCCAAAUCUAUACUGCUCGAUGAGAAUCAUCUGGCACCUGAUCAGUUUUACUGCAUUCUUGACAUGGAUGAAGGAUAUAUGGCAUUUGCUUCUGAUGUCGAUUAUUAUGGUGUAGCAUUUACGGGUUUGAAGGGUCGAGAACUAUUUCCAGUUGUUUCCGCUGUAUGGGGUCAUUGUGAAAUUACGAUGAAAUACCUCGGAGGCCUUGAUCCCGAACCGUUGACACUUUUGGAAUUAUGCCGACGAUCGAUUCGGACAUAUCUAGGAAAGGAACGUAUUUGUCGAGUGCGAGAGCUGAGGUUACCAUCUGGCCUGAAAAAAUAUUUGCUAUACAAAUGCUAA
This is a messenger RNA of Brugia pahangi, 1170 nucleotides long. Lineage: Eukaryota; Metazoa; Nematoda; Chromadorea; Rhabditida; Onchocercidae. The record is from the annotation of a GenBank genome assembly.